Messenger RNA from Tarenaya hassleriana, 3694 nucleotides. RefSeq names its product pentatricopeptide repeat-containing protein At1g56690, mitochondrial-like. Gene Ontology annotation, biological process: RNA modification. Bases 16 to 2127 code for a protein of 703 amino acids. Gene Ontology annotation, molecular function: RNA binding; protein binding; zinc ion binding. The record is from RefSeq and is a predicted model, not a curated record. NCBI's taxonomy places the organism in Eukaryota, Viridiplantae, Streptophyta, Magnoliopsida, Brassicales, Cleomaceae. The transcript is spliced from 2 exons.
GUGUCCGAUUCGUGAAUGAAGCCACGACUGCUCCUACGUAGAACAUAUUGUUCGCUUGUCGGUAACAAUGGUAAUGCUCAAAUCUCUCAUCUUUGUCGCAUCAACCGAAUAAACGAUGCUCGAGAAGUGUUCGAUUCAUUGCCCUGCAAGACAAUUUCUUCCUGGAACUCCAUGGUUUCUGGGUACUUUGAAAACCGCAUGCCGAGAGAAGCCCAGCUUCUGUUCGAUCAAAUGCCUCAGAGAAACAUCAUCUCGUGGAAUGGGUUGGUUUCUGGGUAUGUUAAGAACGGGAUGAUUAAUAAAGCUUGGGAAGUGUUCGAUGCAAUGCCUGCGAAGGACGUUCGUUCCUGGACCGCGAUGGUCAAAGGGUAUGUUCAAGAGGGCAUGGUCGCUGAGGCGGAAUCGCUGUUUUGGAGAAUGCCCGAGAAGAACGAGGUUUCUUGGACUGUGAUGCUUGGUGGAUUGAUUCAAGAUGGACGGAUCGACGAUGCACGCAAGUUGUAUGAUGCAAUGCCGAUGAAAGACACAGUUGCAAUGACUAAUAUGAUCGGUGGAUUGUGCAAUGCAGGGAGAGUGGACGAGGCGAGAGAGAUUUUCGACAAGAUGCUGCAUAAAAAUGUGAUUACUUGGACCACAAUGAUUCAAGGGUAUGGACAGAGCAAUCGUGUGAAUGUUGCUAGGAAGCUGUUUGAAGUGAUGCCCGAGAAAACCGAAAUCACAUGGACGAACAUGCUUUUAGGCUAUACCAGGAGCGGAAGAAUGGAGGAGGCCGAAGAUCUUUUCGAGGCGAUGCCCGUGAAGCCGGUUAUUGCAUGUAAUGCUAUGAUUGUCGGGUUUGGGAAAUGGGGAGAGAUCGCAAAAGCAAGGAGGGUUUUUGAUCAGAUGAUGGAGAGGGAUGAUGCUACAUGGAAUGAAAUGAUCAAACUUCAUGAGAGAAAAGGGUUUGAAUUAGAGGCGUUCAAGUUGUUUACCCUCAUGCAGAGACGGGGGAUUAGGCCGACGUUUCCAUCACUGAUCAGCAUCCUUUCCCUCUGCGGAAGCUUAACAAGUCUCAGCCAUGGCAGACAGGUUCAUGCUCGACUGGUGAGAUCUCAAUUCGAUGUUGAUGUGUAUGUUGCCUCUGUUUUGAUGACCAUGUACGUCAAAUGUGGUGAGCUUGCGAAAGCAAAACUAGUAUUCGACAGGUUUGCUACAAAGGACAUCGUCAUGUGGAAUUCAAUCAUUUCCGCUUAUUCCCAGCACGGUCUCGGAGAGGAAGCUCUGAAUGUUUUCCAUGAGAUGUCGUUGUUCGGCAUUAUGCCAAAUGAAGUGACCUUUGUUGCAAUUCUCUCAGCAUGUAGCUACACAGGAAAAGUCGAGGAAGGGCUUAAGAUCUUCGAGUCAAUGGAAUCAAAGUAUCGGGUAAAACCGAUAUCUGAACAUUAUUCUUGUGUUGUGGAUAUGCUUGGACGUGCAGGACGGGUAGACGAGGCAAUGCGGCUGAUCGAGAGUAUGACCAUGGAACCAGAUGCUGCUGCUUGGGGUUCCCUGUUAGGAGCAUGUAGAACUCACUCUCGGCUGGAUUUAGCCGAAGUUGCUGCAACCAAACUCAUCGAGAUUGAACCCGAAAAUUCCGGCACUUACAUCUUACUCUCCAACAUAUAUGCAUCACGAGGCAAGUGGGCUGAAGUUGCGGAACUGAGGAAAACCAUGAGGGAAAGGAACAUAAGCAAAUCGCCCGGCUGCAGCUGGAUUGAAGUGGAGAAGAAAGUGCACAUGUUCUCUGGUGGAGACAUUACAAGACAUCCUGAACACGGUUUGAUCUCGAAAAUGUUGGAGAAGUUAGAUGUGUUACUGAGAGAAGCAGGGUACAACCCCGAUAUCAGCUAUGCAUUGCACGACAUAGACGAGGAAGAGAAGGCGAAUAGCCUGAGAUACCACAGCGAGAGGCUGGCGGUGGCUUAUGGCCUAUCGAAGUUGCCUGAAGGAGUUCCCGUUCGGGUCAUGAAGAACCUUAGGGUUUGCGGGGAUUGCCACACGGCCCUCGGGUUAAUCUCGAAGGUGACGGGAAGGGAGAUCAUUCUAAGAGAUGCAAACAGGUUUCAUCUGUUCAAGGACGGCCGGUGUUCCUGCGGAGGUUAUUGGUAAUAAAAGUCUAUGGAUUGUGAUGCAGAGACGAGAUGAAGAAAGAACUUGGCUGGCUACCCGUCAAAAUUCUCAUGGAUGGUUCUGAUCCGAGCAAGAAAGCUCGCUCUUUUCUUUCGCUUGGUUCUUGUUUGCAACUGAUUUGCCAAUUUGAGAUGGAAAAGCUCACUGCUUUGCUGAUAAAACCACAGUUCGCCUGUAGCUGUGGUUACGGCUUUACUCGGUCUCUACAAUGUUCAGUGGCUCGGAACCAACUCGUUUUUUGAGCUCGUUUAAAAACGAACCCGAGCGAACCAAGUUCGUAAUCAGCGAACUCAUGACGAUCUGGACCGGACAGAGCCGAGGCGAAAAAGCUGACUUCUCUUUCUGCAACUAUGUGUAUGAACAUUCCCUGAGAUUCGCUGUGCAAAACAAGAUGAAAUCUCUUUUUGUUUCGCUAACUGAGGAGAUCCAGAUGAGAUUCUCGGCUUCUCUGCUCGAGGUACUCGCUUCUUUGUGCAAGUAAUCUUAUUCAAUUUUAGCCCAGAACUCGUAACUUUUAAUCUGUGUUCGUGAUAUUUGUUUCUUGGAUCAUUUGUGUCUCAUCAGAAUCCUUUAUCAGUGAAUGCAAAUAUGUUUUCGUUUCUCCAGUAUUUGAUUCUGUUUCUCUGCAAAGUGUUUGCUCUGUUCUGUUCAUGAGUUCACUGUGAAUUCUAAAGAUCAGAAAUCUUUGACGAUAAAAGAAACUAACGUUUUGCCAAAUUGCUCUGAUGCCCUUUACCUGCAAUGAACCACUGAUUACGAUUCCUGUUGUGUCACUAAUGAGCAUCUUUGCUGUUAUGUGAUCUUUUCUAACUCUUCCUACCCCGAGAAUACGUUCACUGCAGUGUAUUGCUAGUUUCAAUCUGGUACGAAUACGUUCCUAGUGGCGUAAAUGUACCGGGAAAUCUGCAAUCUUUCAGGACAACGGCUAAUCCCGGGGAAUGUGCAUUCUAUAGUAUGGAAAAUGAACUUUUGAGCACAUUGCCCUGUUUGCUUUUCACAUCUGUGUAUACAUAUCUGAUCUAAGUUUGCUAGGAUCUUCUUCUGUUACCGAUCCCGGAAACUUUUCAAGCAGUGUCUUGUCUGUACACUUCCAUAUGCAUUCCGGCGCAAAGGGUUUUGCCAAAAUCUCUCCUUUCAGAAGAGAAACAACUCAAACGUGCAUGGGAAGGCUUUUCAUGAACGAGAACUGAAAGCUCGAGUUCCGGGCUGGCGCCGGUUUGGUCGGUGUAGUUACGGGAGGCCUGGGAAUCCGAAAUUUCGGGUAUCCGUUUGACCCCUGAGCCGGCUGUCCAAAACUUCGGAUUUUCGUCCACCGACGAGACGAGUAUGUGCGCUUCAGGCGGCCAGAAUCCAACCUUCGGGUUCAGAUUCGGAUUUCGUUACGGAUUUCGACUUUCGACGACGAAAUUCUGUUGUCGUUGUCAUUUAUCCAGGCGAUGAUUGUUUGUACUGUCACUGCAUUGGCAUAUGCAACGGUUUUACGUUCUUAAUGUAUCACUAGUGAUACAACAAUUUUUCUUGCAAUUUAUGUCAUUUGCGUUGUUAA